AUGAGGUUCCUGCACUUAUAUUCUUUAUGCCUGGCGCUGGGGAUCGGACAGAUCUUAGCAAAGACCCAGCCUGCAAUUAGCUUGACGGCCCGAAACACAACGCAAUUACAAGAUAUUGUCACUUGGGAUGAGAACUCUAUUCUAGUUCAUGGAGAACGAGUUCUUUUGCUUUCUGGCGAAUUCCAUCCAUUCCGGCUACCAUCUCCAGAUCUGUGGCUCGAUAUUUUCCAGAAGGUGCGAGCUCUAGGGUUUUCAGCCGUCUCUUUUUAUCUUGACUGGGCUCUCCUCGAAGGCGAACCAGGCCACAUUCGUAUAGAUGGUGUUUUCAAGCUGGAUAAGUUCUUUAGCUCCGCAGAGGAAGCUGGGAUCUACCUGAUCGCUCGUCCUGGUCCGUAUAUCAAUGCCGAGGUAUCUGGGGGUGGUUUCCCAGGCUGGCUGCAGCGAGUCGACGGUCCCUUGAGAGGGACCAAUCCGGGCUUUUUGGAAGCCAUCACGCCUUAUAUUUCAGCUGUAGGCAAGAUUAUCGCACGUGCGCAAAUCACCAACGGUGGUCCAGUCAUUUUGUUGCAGCCUGAGAACGAAUAUACGUACUGCGUGAACGAACCUGGCUACCUCCAGAUGAACAACAUGACAGUUACGUCGCUUGAUACAUCUUGUCUGGAAAAGGAAUAUAUGCAAUAUGUGGAGGAGCAGUAUCGAAAGGCAGGGAUCGUGGUCCCUUUCAUCGUUAACGACGCAUUUCCAGCGGGCGAUUUUGCGCCGGGAACAGGGGUUGGCGAGGUGGAUAUUUACAGCUUUGACUUCUACCCACUGGGUUGGAAUACUGCACCGCUGGAUCCGUCAAAUUGGUCCACGUUGAACGACCCCCGUCCGUACUAUAACUACACAGUGCACGAGAAUCAAAGCCCGGAUACCCCAUUUUCGAUUUCAGAAUAUCAGGGUGGUUCCCCCGAUGCCUGGGGCGGGGUUGGUGUGGAUUCUACUGCCGCGCACAUUGGGCCCGAGUUUGGACGUAUAUUCUACAAGAUUAACUACGGAUACCGUGCUGCAAUUCACAAUCUUUACAUGAUCUUUGGAGGUACAAACUGGGGUAACCUGGGUCAUCCUGGAGGGUACACGUCUUACGAUGUGGGAGCGGCAAUCAAGGAAGAUCGACAAGUCACCCGCGAGAAAUACAGCGAGCUGAAACUGCAAGCUGCUUUCCUGCAAGCUUCACCUGCCUAUCUUCUCUCUUCUCCUCAUAAUGGAAGCUAUGGCACGUACACUGAUGUCGAUACUUUGUCGACCACUCGACUUUCCACCAAUCACACGAACUUCUUCAUCGUGCGCCAUGGAAAUUUAAGCUCGGAGGAAAGUACCUCGUACAAACUUCGAAUUCCGACAUCUCGUGGAAAUCUCACGAUUCCUCAGUUGGGCGGCUCUCUUAGCCUGAAUGGUCGCGAUUCAAAAAUUCACGUUGCUGAUUACGAUGUGGGAGGAAUCAACUUGGUCUACUCCACUGCCGAGGUGUUCUCUUGGAAGAAGAGUGGCUCAAAAUCUGUCCUUGUGUUAUACGGUGGGUUCAACGAGACACAUGAACUUGCCGUUCCUACAGCCUUAGGAUUGCCAUCCAAGUGCGAGGAAGGCGGACUUAAUGUCAAGCGUGUGUCCUCUGUUGGAACCAUUAUACAAUGGUCUGUGGAGUCCACUCGGCGUGUGGUCCAUUUCAAUGACAGAUUAGAGAUUCAUUUGCUAUCUCGAAAUGACGCUUUCAAUUACUGGGUUCUCGACUUGAAACGCCCCGCUCCUCUCAACAGAUACGCAUCCUCUGAGCGAUCCAACAACUCCGUCAUUGUGAAGGCCGGGUAUCUUCUUCGAACUGCCGAUGUCGCUCAUAGCGUUCUGCAGCUCAAAGGAGACAUCAAUGCCACCACUGAAAUUGAACUCAUUGCAGGACCUCCAUCAAUAUUUUCAAUCUACUUCAACGGGAAGAAAGUACCGACUACUGUCUCCAAUGGUCGUCUCAGUGGAAACGUCACCUACACGAAAACUGAUCUCAAGCUCCCUGAUCUAGCUUCCUGCAAGUGGCACUCCUUAGACUCUUUGCCGGAGAUCACUCCUGGUUAUGACGAUAGCAAAUGGAUAACAUGCAACCAUACUCGAUCUGUCAAUCCACGCAACAUCACGACGCCUACUUCCCUAUACGCUAGUGACUACGGAUUCAAUGGGGGUUCCCUCCUCUAUCGCGGCUCAUUUGUUGCAAAUGGCUCGGAAGAGUCUCUCUAUUUACUCACCGAAGCGGGAUAUGCAUAUGCACACGGAGUCUGGAUCAACUCCACUUACCUUGGCUCUUGGGAAGGAAGUGCUGCGGACAUGUUUUACAAUCAAACAUUCUCUUUAGGAGAACUCCAGUCUGGAGAAACCUAUUUGAUCACCGUGCUCAUCGAUCAUAUGGGUAAUGACGAGAAUUUUCCAGCUAAUAAACCCAUCAUGAAGGACCCGAGGGGCAUCCUUGACUUUGACCUGCAUGGUCGGAGCAAGGAGUCUGUUUCCUGGAAGAUAGCGGGCAAUAUUGGAGGAGAACACUACAGCGAUGUCAGUCGCGGUCCUCUUAAUGAAGGAAGCAUAUAUGCUGAGCGGCAAGGAUACCAUCUCCCGGGUACACCUAUCAGCAAGUGGGAAGUCAGAUCUCCGUUGAAUGAGACUUCUGAACCGGGCGUGAAAUUCUAUGCCACAUCCUUCGACCUGAGUAUACCGUUGGGAUAUGAUGUUCCGAUCAGUGUUGUGUUCACCAAUACUACGUCCAACGACUCAUCCCCAGCCUCGUUCCGCUCUGAAAUGUUUAUCAAUGGAUGGCAGUUUGGCAAAUACGUUAAUAAUGUCGGCCCACAAGUGCGAUACCCCGUUCCUGAAGGAAUCCUCAACUACAACGGAACCAACUACUUCGCCUUAACUAUCUGGUCUACGAGCUCGAGCGCAUUCUCAUUGGCCGGUCUGCAGCUUCAAGCGGAUGCGGUCAUACAAAGCGGGUAUCAAAAGCCCAGUUUGGUUCAAGGGCAGCGGUAUGCCAAGCGGUUGAAUGCCUACUAG
Molecule: messenger RNA, 3069 nt
Organism: Talaromyces stipitatus ATCC 10500
Lineage: Eukaryota; Fungi; Ascomycota; Eurotiomycetes; Eurotiales; Trichocomaceae
Product: beta-galactosidase, putative
Exons: 5
Coding region: 1-3069 (1022 amino acids)
Biological process (GO): carbohydrate metabolic process
Cellular component (GO): vacuole
Molecular function (GO): beta-galactosidase activity
Source: RefSeq, a predicted model, not a curated record